GCCCACCCCAGGCAGAGCGAACGCACUUCCGGCGGUGCAACGGACUACGUGCGGAGAGGUGCGGGCUCUUGAGGCGCUGGGCAGGCGCCAUGUUCCUGACCGCGCUCCUGCGCCGCAACCGCAUCCCGGGCCGGCAGUGGAUCGGAAAGCACAGGCGGCCGCGCCCCGUUUCCUUCCACGCGAAGCGGAACAUGGUCCGCCGCCUGGAGACGGAGGCGGAGAACCACUACUGGCUGAGCACACCCUUCCUUAGCCCCGCGCAGGAGUUCGGGCACGCCGCGGCCCGAAGGGCGGCCUCCUUCCAGGCCAUCAAAGCGGCCAGCGAGGCCAAGUUCCCGCAGCACAGGCUGCUGGUCGACCAGCUCAGCCACCUCAAUGUCACCAAGAGGUGGUCCUAACCAGCGGCUGCCGCCGCCUCCUUACGGGAACCAGAACCAUUAGAAGAAUGUGACUUUUGAAGAGACUUGACUUAGGGUGGUAAACACAAUACAAUAUACAGAUGAUGUAGAAUUGUAUAGCUGCAACCUGUGUAAUUUUAUUAACUAAUGUCACCCUAAAGUUCAGUUAAAAAAAAAAAAAAAAAGAUCUUUGGACCAGAGUCGUGAGCAGAGCGUUCAGAGGAUCGGGAUUUUUAAGCUUCAGCUUCCUUUCUGUUGUGUCUUGUUUCUGUAUUUUGGGUGAACCUGCGAUAAAACUGCGAAUGAAUGGUUUGAAGUCUGUAUGUGACACUCGGUGGGGGUUAGUUUGCUUACCUUCUCUCAAGAAUAGUUUCCUAAAGGUAAAUGAAAACAAGCUUUGUCAGUCAAACGUUCCUAAAAAUAGCAUUUUGUUCUGGGAUUACCGGCAGUGGACAUUUAAAUGAAGUAUAAUGUUUUUAUCAGAACUGUUGCAUGAAGGUGUAUUUUUAAAAACUUUAUAGGGAUAAAAUUAACAUACUACACAAUUCAUCAGUUGUAGAUGUUUGCUUUAAAUAACUUUUUUCUGAAUAAAAAUAGUCAAGCACUUCACACAUGUCACCAGACACAGUAAUCCCACUGAGGCAGGUUAAUAAGAAACUAGGAAAAUUCCCUGGCAAGUGGAAUGAGGAAACUGAGACAAAGGGCUGGAACUGCUGAGCAAUUAACAGCCAUCUGACAAAUAGCAAUAUUCUAUCCUCAACCAAAGAUAGCUAAGAGCUGGUGGUUUAAAUCACCUUAGGGAGAUAAAAAAAAAACUAGAGCCAGACUAAUCCAAAUUGAGGUGCAACCAACCAAAAAAUGACCCUAAACUUAAUUAUAGUCUCAUUUUAAUACACCAGCGUACUAAAGGACACUCCCCGAAGUCUAAUGAAUAUUGUUAAGAUGCUCCUCUGGAACUGCCCCCAAAAUUCCCACCCACAGAAAAUAGAUGAAACCCUCAGGACAAAGAACACAGGUGUGUGCUCUUUGAGCACACCUGUUCCCCCCUUUCCUCGGGCGUGUACUUUGCUUUUAUCCUAAGCUCUAUGGGCCCAGGUGAGACCCAGGAAGGGGAGCAAUGGGCAGCAGUAGCUGUGCCAGGCUUAUCCCCUGGCCCCCUCUUGGGAUGGGGCCCUUUCUCUCCCUCACUGGCCCAUGCUCUAAUAAACUUUCACUUUCACGUGGA
Molecule: messenger RNA, 1623 nt
Organism: Miniopterus natalensis
Lineage: Eukaryota; Metazoa; Chordata; Mammalia; Chiroptera; Miniopteridae
Gene: MRPL57
Product: mitochondrial ribosomal protein L57
Biological process (GO): mitochondrial translation
Cellular component (GO): mitochondrial ribosome
Molecular function (GO): structural constituent of ribosome
Source: RefSeq, a predicted model, not a curated record